This is a messenger RNA of Paramuricea clavata, 357 nucleotides long. Lineage: Eukaryota; Metazoa; Cnidaria; Anthozoa; Malacalcyonacea; Plexauridae. The record is from the annotation of a GenBank genome assembly.
AUGUUCGACAUUUCGAAGGGCACGACGAGUAUUAGCCUUUGUUCUACGUUUUACGCAUUAUUUAAAGACAAAGCAGAAGAAUCCGGAUUACUAUCUGUGAAAGAAAUUGAAGAGUCCGAAAAGCUGUUUUUCAAGUGGGCGCAGACAGAACAGGACCCGAGCAAGAUAGACAAGAAAUUGCUAGCGAAAGUAGAUGACGCACCCUACCUCGUGACAUGCGGAAUCCAAUUCUAUCUCAUCAUCAGCUACGUCACUACGGAGUACCAUGAAAAGCAUGCGCAUUGCUUGUCAGUCAGUGCAUGGUUUGCUUUGUCGAUCGGCGAACGUGUUCUGAAGAGCUCUGAAGAAAAUAUAUAA